UGAUACCCUUAUCGACUAUAUAAAAGUCGUAGAUUUUUCUAAAUAUGUAUCAGUUACUUGUUGGGCUUAGGACAAAGCUAAACAAACCUCAACACAAAAUGUACUCGAAGGUGCUUUGCCUCGCUACCCUUCUGGCUGUGGCUGCCGCUCACUAUGGUCACUCAUCGCAGUACAUCUCUCGCCACGACGGGCCGGCGCAUCUCGUGCCCAUCCACGGACACCAUGGCCAUCAUGACCAUGACUACUAUGCUUACCCUAAGUACGAGUUCGAGUACAAAGUAGACGACCCGCAUACCGGUGACCACAAGACCCAGCACGAGCACCGCGAUGGUGAUGUCGUCAAGGGCUUCUACAGCCUGCACGAGCCCGACGGUUCCAUCAGACACGUCCACUACCACGGCGACAAGCACACCGGAUUCCACGCUGACGUUAAGCACAGCACCCACCACAUCGUGCCCCAUCAUCAUGUAUUCCUUACCGUCAUUACCCUGGCCAUGGCUGCAGCCAGGCCUCAAGAAGGGCACCAUCACGGGCACGGACACGCAUAUUCCUCUCAGAGCAUAGUGCUUCACAAAAGCCAUGGACAUGACCACGAGCAUAAACACCAUGACCACGCUGCUCCGCAGCAGUCUGGCAGCGAGAAGAAACAGGAGGAACAUCACCACGAUUACUAUGCGCACCCUAAGUACGAGUUCGAGUACAAGGUAGAGGACCCGCACACCGGCGACAAGAAGUCCCAGCACGAGUCCCGCGACGGCGACGUCGUGAAGGGCUACUACAGCCUGCAUGAUGCUGACGGCACCAUCAGGAUUGUUCACUACUCCGCCGAUAAACACAGCGGUUUUAACGCUGAGGUCAAGAGGGAAGGUCACGCUAAGCAUGUAAUCCCUACGCACCAUCAUUGAAAACUCUACUCGUUGUAUUACUUUGUUGCCUAUUGUUAAUAAAUUUUAUGAAAUGUACUUGUUUUUUUAUUCAUGUUUUAUUUUUGAUACUGCGGUUCAAAAUCUUAAUGUGCAAAGUUUACACAAUUCAGAUAGGAGUAGUUGCUCAUAUCAGGUGAACUUUUUUCACUCCA
This is a messenger RNA of Cydia pomonella (codling moth), 1078 nucleotides long. Its product is annotated as histidine-rich glycoprotein-like. Bases 45 to 905 code for a protein of 286 amino acids. Gene Ontology annotation, cellular component: extracellular matrix. The record is from RefSeq and is a predicted model, not a curated record. NCBI's taxonomy places the organism in Eukaryota, Metazoa, Arthropoda, Insecta, Lepidoptera, Tortricidae. The transcript is spliced from 7 exons.